Molecule: messenger RNA, 804 nt
Organism: Lodderomyces margitis
Lineage: Eukaryota; Fungi; Ascomycota; Pichiomycetes; Serinales; Debaryomycetaceae
Gene: ARO7
Product: chorismate mutase
Exons: 1
Coding region: 1-804 (267 amino acids)
Biological process (GO): chorismate metabolic process; aromatic amino acid biosynthetic process
Cellular component (GO): cytoplasm
Molecular function (GO): chorismate mutase activity
Source: RefSeq, a predicted model, not a curated record
AUGGACUUUAUGAAGCCAGAGACUGUAUUGGACUUGGGAAACAUCCGUCAAGCUUUAGUCCGGAUGGAGGACACUAUUGUGUUUGAUUUGAUUGAACGUUCACAAUUUUUCAGCUCACCAUCGGUAUAUGAAAAAAACAAGUUCUCCAUUCCUAACUUUGAUGGUACUUUUCUCGAUUGGGCGUUAUUACAGAUGGAAAUUGCUCAUUCGCAGAUAAGACGAUACGAGGCGCCCGACGAGACUCCGUUCUUUCCGCAUCUGAUUAAGGCACCAAUACUACCACCUAUCAAUUACCCCAAGAUUUUGACCAGUUACUCGGAUGAAAUUAAUGUCAAUGAUGAAAUCAUGAAGUUUUACGUGGAGGAUAUUGUUCCUCAAGUUAGUUGCAAAAAGGGAGACCAAUUGGAAAACUUGGGUUCGGCAUCGACUUGUGACAUUGAGUGUUUACAAGCCAUAUCGAGAAGGAUCCAUUUUGGAAAGUUUGUAGCAGAGGCAAAAUACGUCAACGACAAACCAUUGUACAUCAAGUUGAUACUAGCAAAAGAUAUCAAAGGGAUCGAGGAAUCAAUAACAAACAGUGCUGUUGAAGCCAAAAUUUUGGAGCGGUUGGUUGUCAAGGCGGAAAGUUACGGCGUCGAUCCUAGUUUGAAGUACGGUACUAAUGUGCAAAGUAAAGUCAAGCCAGAAGUCAUUGCUGAGUUGUAUAAAAAAUGGAUUAUUCCUUUGACUAAGAAGGUGGAAGUGGAUUAUUUGUUGAGGAGAUUGGAGGAUGAAGAUUCAGAAGUGGUUGAUAAAUAUAGAUAA